Messenger RNA from Paramisgurnus dabryanus, 4006 nucleotides. Lineage: Eukaryota; Metazoa; Chordata; Actinopteri; Cypriniformes; Cobitidae. The record is from RefSeq and is a predicted model, not a curated record.
UGAAAACAUCAAAAUUUCAAAAAAGUGUUUUAUUCAGUGAAUAUUUUCUAUGUAGCUCCACGAAGCUCCCUCAGUCCCCCCCUCCAUCGUUAGCAAAUGGGAGUGACCCAACACAAAUCGCACAAUCCCCCAACCCAUGAUGCGCAACACCUGACCCCACCCCAACAAUCACAGGUAGACUAACUGUGAACAAUGAGCUAGCUCUUAUGAAUUAGCGUUAUUUCAAAAUGGAUCACAACCAUCUGAGGACGAAAGUACGGACCAGUAGCUGGAAGCACAAAAACUUAAGGGUUUCACUCCAGACGCUGUCGGGUGAGGAAACGUUAAAAAAACUAGAUUUUAUAGAUAAAUUUGGUGAUCCAAAAUUACGGGGAGUUCAGAGAGUGUUGGAGGAGUUGCUGGUGUCAACGUUGCUCAAUGAUAACAAGCCAUGUGGUGUACUGCACAUGGAUUUUGCCUUCGAACUGUUUGCGUCAUUAUUCGAUAGACAAACAGUCGAAAAAGAAUGGUUCCGGGACUGCAUACUGAAUCCCGAAUAUGGAAUACCUGUUUUAAUAUAUAAUCGAACGGGCAAGCAGUGGAUUAUAUUGAACGACGGGUCGGCGUCAAUGGAAAACAUUUUCAUGGAACUUGUCAAAGACGAGGAAGAAAAACAUGACCAAGACAACGAGGACGUCAAUACUGAAACGAUACACCGGCUUAUUGAAUCAAUGACCAAUGAAUAUGAUCGAUGGGUUGCCACUGCUCUGUUAGUCUGUGCUGGAAAAAUGCAUGGUAUGACUACCAUGAGAGCGAGACAACUCUUGCAAGAUCUCGAGGAACGACUGGACAAGUGGGAGGCCAGCAAAUCAGCUGCAGAGGUCUUUGUCUCCCAGAGGCUUGAUCACCGCAUAGAGAACCUGGAGGCCAGGGUUAAAGCUUUGACGGAGCAGAUACAAGUAGCUUCCAUAAGAUGGACUCCAGAAAGGGUUGGUGAUCUAGAGAAUGAGAGGAGCAUUCUGCAGGAGUCAUUAGAGAAUGUGAAAAAACUGAAAGCAGCUGAGACACCGUACACCAGACAGUGUUUGAAACAAGCUGUGAAAAGGAAGGCAGACCAGAUUGCGGAAGAUGAACGCAUUAAGAAGAGGGCACGAGGCGCGGGUCACAAAACCAUGAUGGAUGAGGAGGAUGAGAAGUGGUUGGCUAAGUGUAUAGAGGACAAAACUACAGUUCAUGGUCGUCGGCAUGAAAGCGUACUCUACACCCAUCAUAGAGUGAAGUCCCGGGAUCUGCUGAAACUGGCAAACUACAGAAGGCUGAGACUAGGUCUGCCGUUGAUUCGUGCUGUGUCCACAGUGAAUAGCAGAGCAAGAGCAAGACGUCUGAAAUCCCUUCAGAGCAGGAGACAUAAGGGUUUAGGACUCUGGUGCUCAAAGAAACCUCCAAAAACAGAGGAAAGAGAUAACGAAUGCACGCACCAUCAGAGGAAACACGUUUCUCUUGCCAAAGAGCAUCUGUUUGGAGUGGAGGCUGGAGAAAGGAGAAAGUUUGCUGUGGCCAUCAGCAUGGAUGACAAGGCUUACCUUCGGCCUGGAACCUCAGAGGGAUUUCAUGGGUCAAGAAGACAAUCGGUUCUCCAACCCACAGAUGAUCAGGCUGCAAAAAGGCUACCAGUUCAUGAUUUCCCAGAGCCUUCCAUGUACAUCACACCCUCUGCUUUCCGUCUGCUCAAGAAAGAACCUUCUCAAUUUGAAGCCACUACCUUGGUAUCUUCAGAUGAUUCCAGUAUGGCAGUAGUCCACCCAAAGGCCUACAUCGGGACUCAUGGGACAACUUGGGCCUCCAAUUAUAUGCGUCUCAGGAGGGAGUUCCCGGAUGAUUUUGAGGUUCCUGGUACAGCGGUCCUUAAGGAUGUGAGAAAGCUCUUCUGUCGGACCAGAGAUGCCACAAAAUACUUCCUUGACACCGCAAUGGAAGCUGAUGUAAAGUGUGUUACAGAGGGACCAGACUGCCCUUUCCGCUCAUACACUAACCUGCAAUUGAAGUCAUUCAAACAGCAACUGGAACAAGGCACACAGGACUGGUUUCAAGUCAAAGACUCUCUGUCUGCUGCUUACGUAGCAUUAGGGAGUGAGGUCAUUAGUCAGGUAUCUGGUGUUGUGACUGCAGUUGAGAAUGCUGUAGCGACACUGGCUUCCAGUUCAAAAAAGAAUGUGUGGGACUGCUACAAGCCAUUAAUUAAGGCCUGUCAAGAUUUGCUGAAACAUCUGGAUAUCACCCCAAUGCCCAUGGUUUGUCCACAGAUCAUUGAGCUGACAGAUGCUGGACCUGGAGUUGGUGUUUCAAAUUUUGAGGUACGUUUCAGAGCAGCAGAAAAAAUCCGGAUUCAUUCAACGGACCUAUUGUGUCGAAUUCACAGAGCUCGGGAGGAUUCUGGGCAAAAUGAAGCUGAAAGGCUGAAUGCUUGCCUGGGUGAAGCGAUAUGUGAUGGAGGUACAAUCCAGUGGCAGAUCUUUUCUGAGACCCAUGGCUUAACAGAAACUGAGAUAUCCACAAUGACCAGAUUAGUCCUUGAGGAUCAUGCACAGAAGAUGAUGGAAAACAAUGCUUGGGCUGUGGCAGAAGAAGUCAGACUCAGAAUUGACCAGUCACCUGCCCCAGCAGGAUUUACCAGAGCGUUAACUGUGGAAAAAACAGAACUACAGUUCUUCUACAACCGUGAGUUUCUACAGCGGUACAUGACAAGUGGCAAGACCCAGAGAUCAUCUGUUCCAGGCCAUAAUUACUUUCAGAAGAUAGAAAGCUUCAUUGACAGACAUUUUGAGAUUGGUGAACUGUACAUGGAGUUCCUCAAGGGAAGUUGCAAAGGGUCAGGGUCUCUCUGUGACUUCUGCUCUUCAAAUCCCCUCUCUGGACCACCAAUUACAAGGAUCCCUAAACCUUAUCCAGACCACCAACAACUGCCAGCUCUAAAGUACUGCCCUUACAACAGAACCCCAGUUGAUGGUCGACUGCCAGAUGACUUUCAACCGCGUGCUCAACUCAAGAAAGCUGUUUUACACAGGGAUGUCCAGCUAGACAAUCCAAUUUCCAUCUCAGAAUUUGCCCAGAAGUAUGUGGUCGAUGAGCGUUGUGUACGUGAAUAUGUGCAGCACAUAAAACGUAUGGACUUGAUGAAAGCCAAGCGAUCUGCUGAAAUAGAUGACAGAAAAGUGCAGUCAAAUGCUAAAAAAUAUGAUGACUAUGACUGGAAGGAACUAUACAGGCAGGGUCAGUUAUCCAAACUGCGUGUUUCAGACUUGGACAAGUAUUUGUCCAAACAUGGUUUGCAGCAGACUUGCAGGAAGAGCAUCAAGCUAGAGAUGGUGGGAGCUCACAUUGGCAAAACUGUGUGUUCAAGUGUGCUUUGUGAUCUUGCAGCUCUUCCAACCGAUGACCCGGCCUCAGACACUGAGUCAGAGUUAGACUUAUCUAGUGACGAGAGUGAAGAUGAUGUAGUUUUAGAGGUUGGUGACAGUGAUGCUGCUGAUGUUGACCGUGAUGUUGGAGAAAAUGAGCCAAAUGUAUCAAGAUUUGGUAGACUGCGGCAGAAAGUAGUGAACAAAGAUUAUAUCUUCUUCUAAGGUUUUUUUUGAGACUUCUUAUAACGCCCUCAAUUUAAAAAAAAUGAUGUUAUAUUUAGGGUGCUCUAAGCGAUCUUGCACAUUUUUUAGGCCAAAACAUUUUUUUCCACAUACCGGAAACAUCUCCUCACUAUCACAAAACAUAACAGACUGUUCCAGCCAAUAACUGACAAGAAUGAUGUGGGGUGGGGUUUGGAGAGUUAUUGUGCGGAUGAGAAGGGGGAGGGUCUAGCUAGCUAACAAGAGGUUACGCCAACCAAGAUAGCAUGGAGCACCUUUGAAGAAUUGUGCACUAAUGUUGUAUUGUACGUACCUGCUGUGUUUGUCAACACAUUUGUCUUUUUGUCUCUCUUUCUACAGAUUUUUCCCAGACAUGCAUAACCUCUUAAUAAAACUAUAUGUUU